Messenger RNA from Penicillium brevicompactum, 321 nucleotides. RefSeq lists its product as uncharacterized. The coding region runs from base 1 to 321 and encodes 106 amino acids. The transcript has 2 exons. The record is from RefSeq and is a predicted model, not a curated record. Lineage: Eukaryota; Fungi; Ascomycota; Eurotiomycetes; Eurotiales; Aspergillaceae.
AUGAAAUCAUUCGAAGAAGCUCCCAACCAGACAGUCGCUUUUGGCAGCGAUAUCAUCGUUCAAAUCCAGCGACCUAACUCCUUGACUGGCUCGACAGAGAUGGCCGUCGCUAUUGGUCUUGCCUCUUGGCCCAACAGAGCCUGCCAGCCUGCCAGCAGCAUCAUGGGCUGCAUUUACAAUGGGCUGUUUGACCCUGCGUACCACGGGACCUACUUGCCACCUUACCAGAACUUCACGGUCAUAGUUCCCUUCGCUUUUGCGGCAGGUCAGGCUCAGAUCAACGUGGCUCAUACCACACUUAUUGGGGUGAGUCAAACUUGA